UUCCACCUGUGCUAAUGGGACCACCUGGACCACCUGGACCAUGUGGACCACCUGGACCACAUGGACCACCUGGACGUCCUGGAAAAAAUGGACAAAAAGGCGAAAAGGGUGCAACUGGACCUAAAGGAUCACAGGGAUCACCUGGAGAACAGGGUCCAGAAGGGGAAAAGGGUCUAAGGGGCCCUCGGGGGCCAAGGGGUCGAAACGGAAAAAAGGGGCGUCGCGGACCAGAAGGUGAAGAGGGACCACAAGGGCCAAAGGGUGAAAUGGGACCUGAGGGACCACCUGGACCUGAAGGGCCGUGGGGUCCAAUUGGACCUGAAGGACCUUGUGGACCACAUGGACCUAAAGGUCAACCUGGACAAAAAGGUGACAAUGGACAAAAAGGACAACCUGGACCUCAAGGACCAAUGGGACCUCCAGGACCACAGAAUUUGAAAGGUGAAAAGGGAGCAAAAGGAUCACCAGGAUCGAGUGGACCACCUGGACCACCUGGACCUCCAGGACCACAGGGAUCAAAAGGUGACAUGGGACCAAAAGGAUCACCAGGAUCAAAUGGACCACCUGGACCACCUGGACCUCCAGGACCACAGGGAUCAAAAGGUUACAUGGGACCACAAGGGCCAAAGGGUCAAAUGGGACCUCCAGGACCACAGGGAUCAAAAGGUUACAUGGGACCCCCUGGACCUCAAGGACCACCUGGACCACCUGGAAGUCAGGGACCAAAGGGUGAAAAAGGACAUAAAGGUGAAAAAGGUGAAAAGGGAUCAAAGGGAGAAAAUGGUGAACCCGGAACACAAGGACCUCCUGGACCAUUGGGACCUCCAGGACCAAAAGGCUUAAAAGGUCAACAGGGUUAUCCAGGACCAAAAGGUACGCCUGGAAUACAGGGACCCCCUGGACCAUGUGGACCUCCAGGUCCUUCUGGAUCAAAAGGUGCAAAGGGGGAAAGAGGACCAAGUGGACCUCCAGGACCAACUGGAAAUAAGGGAUCACCUGGAAUGAAAGGUGAUAUUGGACCGCAAGGACCAUGUGGACCGCCUGGACCAUCUGGACCUCCUGGACCAGCUGGAAAUCAGGGGCCAAAAGGUUAUAAGGGCGAUCAGGGCAACAGGGGACCACCGGGGCCCAAAGGUAGCACUGGACCACCUGGACCAAAGGGUUGCAAGGGAAAUAAGGGAGACAAGGGAGAAAAGGGCGAAAAGGGUAAACGGGGUAGAAAGGGAGAGAAGGGUGAGAAGGGGGAAAUGGGUCCACCAGGUCCACCAUGUUCACCAUUACCUUCACUUCUACGAACUCGACGUGGAGUAACUGGACCAAUUGGAAUGCCAGGACCAAUUGGACCUCCUGGAGCAACUGGACAUCAAGGACCUCGGGGCUUAAAUGGGGAAAUUGGACCACAGGGGCCACCUGGUGAGCCUGGAUCCCAUGGACAACAAGGUCCAGCUGGAUCCCCUGGAACACCCGGAAUCUGUAAAACAGACUCGGAUAUCAGCGUUUUGCUGAACAGUGUAAUCAAGAUAAAGCAGCGCAUACUAGCUAAUACCUUCCAGUUCCUCUGGAACGUUGGUCAGAAAUUCUAUGUGUCCAACAAGGACAGCGGUUCUUUUGAGACAGCCGUGGAGUUCUGCUCCCAGCAAGGCCUGGAGCUGGCUCUGCCCCAGAAUGAGGACGAGAACAGCAAACUGAUGGAGGUGUUUGGGGACGCCUUCAAAGACGUCUGGAUCAGUGUCAACAACAAAACGGCAGAAGGGAAAUUCCAUGUUGACAUGAACAAUCAACGUCUGACCUUUACCAAAUGGGAAAAGGGACAGCCAGGUGACUCCAUCCAGCACACAGGCUGCACUGUGAUGACUGGAAACGGCCUCUGGAGGGUGAUGCAUGACUGCUUUAGUGAUGCAUUCAUUGUUUGUCAGCUAUAGGAGAAACAACGUCUUAACUGUUGUGUCACUUCUUAAAAAGUAAUAUAUUUGAUCUAAGUUUUAAAGUUUUUUUCUACAAUCUAUUUUGUCAUCUGUAAAAAACAAGCGGUUCUGAUCUUCGUCUUUAUUUAAAAUAAGGUUAUAUCUGUCUGAAGUGUUUGCCACUUAAUUCUACUAAAUAUAAAUCAUUAAAAGAAAAAAAUAUUUAUUUUAAGAAUGGAAAGUCUGUAACAUCCAAGUGAUGUUUGUUAAAUAUCAGCUUUUAGUCUUUAAUACCACUGUCUUCUUUCUUCAUGAAAAUGUGCAUUAAAUGGUUUAAAAGCUGUUGAAUUCAGAAAAUAAACACAUAAAACCUACUUUUUCCUUUCUGUGUUUUCACAUUUGUGCUUUUGAUAAUGUCAAUUUAGUA
This is a messenger RNA of Oryzias latipes (Japanese medaka), 2331 nucleotides long. RefSeq lists its product as uncharacterized. The record is from RefSeq and is a predicted model, not a curated record. Lineage: Eukaryota; Metazoa; Chordata; Actinopteri; Beloniformes; Adrianichthyidae. Gene Ontology annotation, cellular component: extracellular matrix.